AUGAAGCCCUCGCUGCUCCCGUGUCUGGUGUUCCUCUGGAUGCUGCUGCUGCUGCCUGCCCUGGGAGGGACAAAGAACAAGUAUUAUCCGGGAGAGUUGUUACUAGAGGAGUGCUGGGGACAGCCCAAAGCUAAUGACUGCACCAAGAAGUGUUCGAGAACUUUCAAGUGUGUGUACAGAAACCACACUUGCUGCUGGACCUACUGUGGGAACAUCUGUGCAGAAAAUGGGAAAUUUUUUGAAAGAAAGAAAUGA
This is a messenger RNA of Arvicanthis niloticus (Nile rat), 255 nucleotides long. Its product is annotated as protein WFDC11. Lineage: Eukaryota; Metazoa; Chordata; Mammalia; Rodentia; Muridae. The record is from RefSeq and is a predicted model, not a curated record.